Molecule: messenger RNA, 753 nt
Organism: Ruditapes philippinarum (Manila clam)
Lineage: Eukaryota; Metazoa; Mollusca; Bivalvia; Venerida; Veneridae
Product: phenolphthiocerol/phthiocerol polyketide synthase subunit C-like
Biological process (GO): fatty acid biosynthetic process
Molecular function (GO): fatty acid synthase activity; 3-oxoacyl-[acyl-carrier-protein] synthase activity
Source: RefSeq, a predicted model, not a curated record
AUGGACGAAAUUGCCAUAAUAGGCGUCGGAUGCCGGUUUCCCGGGGCAGACAAUCUUAAAGAGUUUUGGAGAGUACUUUACAUGGGUGAAAAUCACGUAAAGGAGAUACCACGUGAAAGAUGGAAUAAUGAUGCGUUUUAUGAUCCAGAUCCGAGUGUCUCCGGUAAAACUUACGUUCGACAGGCGGGUUUUGUCAGCGAUAUCAACAAAUGGGAUAGCAAAUUUUAUGGAAUUAAUGACAUAGAGGCAGAAGUUGUUGACCCCCAACAGAGACUGGUUUUAGACUGUGUGCAUAUGGCGUUAGAAGAUGGUGGUAUCCUAAAAAAGGACAUUGAUGGCGAAACUAUUGGAGUUUACAUAGGCUGCAUGACGGACGAUUAUAAAUUUCAAGCAGCAGAAGACAAUGCAAUUAGUAACACCUACACUGUUACAGGUACACACAACAGCAUUAUAAGUGCUAGAGUAUCGUAUGCAUACAACCUCACAGGUCCUGCCGUUACUCUUGAUACAGCAUGCUCGUCUUCUCUUGUUGCUAUAGACAUUGCAUCGCAAGCUUUACAAACAGGUAAGUGCAGUGCAGCCAUAUGUGGAGGUGUCAAUGUUCUACUGGAUCCUCAUAUGUUCAUCAUCCUAUCCAAAGCUAGAAUGCUGUCUCCGAGUGGUCAAUGUAAAGCUUUUAAUGCAGAAGCUGGGUAUGCAAGAGGGGAAGGGUGUGGAAUUGUCAUCACAAAGACAUUGAAUAAUUUAAAUUAA